GUGAACUACGUCGCGUAACCUCGACGCCAGGCGCACGAGGCCAGAACACGCUGACUGAGCCGAAGGUGAACAUCGGCUGGCUCUCUCGCAGAUCCUCACUUGUCAUCACGCUCGCACUCCGCGCGAUCAGCUUUAGCUGUUGCCUUCGCCGCCACCGCUACUCUUUUUUUCGCCUUUUGUUUAUAUCACGUGACUCGGUGAACUCGUUUCGAUAUUGUUUUACAAGUGCUUCGGCAGUGUUUUGUUUGCGACGUCGCCGUUUUUAUUUUUUAUCUGUAACAACCGAAAAUCCGCCCUACAAACAACCGGUGUGCAUCGUUUGUUUUUUGUGUUUCGUAUACUAUUAAUUUUUUAUUUUGAGUUUUUGUUCUUGUUGCUAUUUUUUCGAAUUUGUUUAUUUGGCGUUUUUCGCGAAGAGGAUUAGUUCGAUUUUUAUGUUUCGUUUCUGUUUACCGGGGAAGAUGUCACGACUUGAGGGGGCAAAUUGAGAAGCGAAGAUGCGCCACAAGAACAAGUCGAUCAGAAAGUAUAACGCUUUUGUCGAAAACGAAAAAGAAGACUUCGAAGAGUUCGACCGAGAAGUUUUAGUAAAAAAGUUGAAAUGUCUCAAAGGGGAAGGAGGCGAAGAAGGGGCUAUAGAAGAUGGGGAGAAGUUGGAAGCUGAUGAAGAUUCGGGGUCUAUGACGCCUAACUCAGCUAUUUCACCGACUCCUGGGGAUGAAGAACCUCAUUCACCUACCGCAGGUGAUUUAGCAUCACCUCGAAGUCCUACAUCCAUCGGUGAAGAGCCUGUCUACACAAAUCAUCUAGCGGAAAGAGAAAUGAGUCCUCGGUGCCAAUCCAGGGAGUCGUCAGAUUCGAACGUACCACCUCGAUGCCCAUCUGGCGAAUCGAUCUACUCUGAUCGCUUACUUACACGAGGCAUUACGUUACCAAAUACAGCCAUGAGUCCGGUCGGUGUCACAUUACCUCCCACAUUACCUCCUGCCGCCGCGGCAGCCUUACUACCGCCACAUUCAGCGAUGGCCGCAUAUUUAAACGCGGCCGCUGUUGCAGCGCAACACACACAGUUGAUGAUGGGUUCUCCAUUGCCUAGGGGAUCAGUAUCGCCGUUAAUAUCAUCGUCAUCUUCACCCCCAGGUUCAAUUAAUAGACCUUUAUCAUCCCCCAUCAUGUCAAUGCCUCUUCAAUCACCGUCUACCGAAGCUGCAAUAUUAGAUUUUAGUAAACGCGGAUGUAAGUCGGAUAAUACAGACUCUGAUAUUGAUGCCAUGAAUUUGGCAAAACCCAUGACUCCGCCCCCAACAGAAACUGGAAAUGGGCCGUUAGAUUUAUCGGUAUCCGCAAGAAAGCGAAGUGCGGAUGAAUCCGGCAAUCAACCGCCACGUAAAACAAGACCUCCCGAUUAUAAACCUGUUCUCCCUCAAUGGGCAGGAGCAGUACCUCCAUCACAUUUGCCGUAUUUUGCUGCUGUUGCCGCUGCCGCCAGUAGUUUAUCACCUAAAACAUCUUCUUCUGGCGAUUUAUGGAAUGGCAAAAUAAAGCAAGCAACGCCAACACCCAGUGAUGCCACAAAGGCAUUAGAAAAAAUGAGUGAAUUAAGUAAAUUAGGAGGCGAUGAUUUAUUCAGGUCAAUGGCUACGCCUGGAGUAUCCGUUAAUUCUGCAAGCAGCCGACACAGCGCAUGGCAAUCGCAUUGGUUAAAUAAAGGUGCCGACCAAGCUAAGGAUGUGCUUAAGUGCGUGUGGUGUAAACAAAGUUUCCCAAGCUUAGCGGCAAUGACAACGCAUAUGAAAGAAGCUAAACACUGUGGUGUAAACGUUCCCGUCCCACCAAUGCAACCUCAGUCAAUUUCUUCUCAUCAACCGACCAAUGUGGCCAGUACAAAUUCUAACUCCUCCACCUCAUCCGCUGGCACCAAUAAACCACCAAAUCAAUCCGAUCUAAACUUAUUAAUCAAGGAAACUAUGCCACUACCUAGAAAAUUAGUACGAGGGCAAGAUGUUUGGUUAGGAAAAGGGGCAGAACAAACGAGACAAAUUCUAAAAUGCAUGUGGUGCGGCCAAAGUUUUAGAUCUUUAGCGGAAAUGACGAAUCAUAUGCAACAAACGCAACACUACACAAAUAUAAUCUCCCAAGAACAAAUAAUAUCUUGGCGAUCAAAUGAGGACACAAAGCCAUCUAGCGGUGGCAACGGAGGUAGUAGUGGAAAUGCUCCAGGAAGCACUAGUAGUCAUGUCAGUGCUGUGUUAACGUGCAAAGUAUGUGACCAAGCGUUCAGUUCACUGAAAGAGUUAAGUAAUCAUAUGGUAAAAAAUUCCCAUUAUAAAGAACAUAUUAUGAGAUCUAUAACCGAGAGUGGUGGACGUCGUCGCCAAACUAGAGAAAAACGUAAAAAAUCACUACCGGUUAGAAAAUUAUUGGAAUUAGAAAGAGCGCAACAUGAAUUUAAAAAUGGCGAUAACGGUACCAUAAUGGAAAAGAGUAGAGAUCCGUCGGUUGCUGGAAGAAUUACGUGUGAGAAAUGCGGCAAUAAAAUAGAAACCUCGUUAUUCGUUGAUCAUAUUCGGCAAUGUGUGGGUGGCUUAGGUCCAAAUCAACGAAAUUUUUUGAAAAGCGCAUUAAUGUCUAAUAAUAUUUUACCUCCAGAAGCUAGUCGCGAAAAAUCAAAAAGCGACAAAUCACCUUCUCCUAACUCUCAAAUUCAAAGAUCUCCAAGCGCAGCUACUGAUUUAAGCGCAAAAGAUUCAAGCAGUGAAAAUAACAACGGAUCUUCUCCGUCUGUAUUGAAUGCGAUAGAGAAGCUGAUCGAAAAAAGCUUUGAUUCCAGAGGACGCCAAAACACCUCAUUUCCUGGAUACGGUCACACGCAAGCGCCGAUGGGUUCCAGUAUUUUAAAAAGACUUGGAAUUGAUGAAAGUGUAGAUUAUACAAAACCUUUAGUAGAUCCACAAACGAUGAAUUUAUUGAGGAGUUAUCACCAACAAAGUCAGCACCAUUACAGUCGGCGCGAAAGAAGUGGAAGUGAAUCAAGUUCUAUAUCUGAAAGAGGUAGUAGCCGGGUAGAUGCGUUAACGCCCGAGCGUAAAAUGGAUCCUCCAGGUGCUCCACUUUCAUCGACACCGCGAUCGACACCUGACAAGCGGGAGAAAUCACCGAUGUGCGAAAAAAUGGAUAGUCCAGUAGAGGGAGAUGUAAAUAUAAAAAAAGAGGUCGAAGAUGACGAUCGACAAAGUUGCGGUGAACCAAAUCAAAAUGUCAGUAUUAAACGUGAAGUUGAAGAUGGCGAUGAAGACGAUCGCAGUAGUUUUCAUAGCAAUGGGCACGUUAAAGAUGUGAGAGAUGAUGAAGAAGAAUCGAGGCGAAAUAAUAACGUUAGUCCGAUGGCAAGUCCGAGUAGAAGACAAACACCUAGUGUUGAUACAGGACACAAUAGUCCGUGUAGAAACUCCACUUGUAGUCCAGCAAGCAGUGAUAGAUCUGCAACACCUCGCAGCACAAACGGCGAUAGAAAAACUGGAGGUAGUCUUGGUGCGUUGAGUUCAAUGUUUGAUAGUUUACAAGGAGGAGGAAACGGCGGAGAAAAUUCUAGUACUAGUAGUAGAAAAGGAAGCAGUCAUCCCUUAGCAGCAUUGCAGAAGCUGUGUGACAAGACUGAAACUCACCAUACAAAUAACAGAACUAAUGUCCCGACAUCUGCGGCAAGUGUUAAUGUAUCAAAUUCGACGACGCAUAACAGUUCUACAACACCGGGUGCAAUAUUAGCUUUCAGCUGGGCUUGCAAUGAUGCAGUCAUGACGUCCGAUUCGAUCAUGAAAUGCGCCUUUUGCGAUACGCCGUUUAUUUCAAAGGGCGCUUACCGUCAUCACUUGUCAAAAAUGCAUUUCGUUAAAGACGGUGUUAUUCCGGACCCGGUAGCUUUGAAAGCGGCCCAAUCGUCCGUUCCCAGUACGUCGGCACCUUCGAAGACGAAUAGUGGGCCAGCAAAUUCAUCUAGUGGGCCCGCUUCUGUAGAAAGUAAAAGUCCAAGUCCGGCGGCUGGAAGUUUUGAUGAAAGCACUCAGUCGAAGUUUUUGAAGUACACCGAAUUGGCGAAACAGUUGUCCAGUAAAUACGUGUAACGCUGUGUGAGUUCAAAGUGCAAGAGACCGGGGCGGGGUGGUCGUUCAUAAUACUUUGUUGCAUUCCUAAGUGUAUACAAUGUGUUUCAAAAACCCGGUAUACGAUUAUUUUGUGAAUAUUAUUUUAUUAUUUUUAGAUUUAGGUUUAGAAUUAGUUUCCACACACGUGCAGUGAAAAAUUUUUCGUUGUAUCUAGUGUUUUGACCGUACUUAAUAUCUAUUUAAUAAUAAACCCAUGCAACUAUUUUUGGGACACAGUGUAUAUAGAUGUUGUAAAAUGUACAGUAACGUAGGAACAAGAUCGUAGUACAUACUUUUUCUGGGAAACCUGCUCAAAGGAUUCUCGUAUUUUGUGAUGUUAUCAUAUCUUGCUGAAGCAAAAAACAAAAAGAAGUGGAAUAGUAAUAACGAUAUUAUUAUAUAAAAGUAAAUAAAUACAUAGCAUAUAGUGAUAUAAAUAUAUGUAAAAAUUCAUUGCAGAUCUACAAAUUCUGAGGUGAUUAUAAUUGUUAUACGAAUUUUAGUCAUAAUGUACUGUAAAUAUCUUACAUAUUUGCAUUAAGUCAGUAUUUUAAAAUGUAUACUAUUAAAGUUUCAUUGCCCUUCCAAACCCUUUACCGUAAUCCUAUAAAUCAACCUCACGACAUGAGGAACAAACUAAAAUGGUCCUGCAGUUACGUAGAAUUUCGGGACAAAAUCAGUAGCUACUAUUGUUAAAGAACAACUGAAAAAUCGAACAAAACAAGUAAACUGUAAGUAACUUUUGAGAGUAUGUAUGAAAAAAAAAAACGUAUUGUAGUGCAGUGAUUCCAUAUAAUUAUUUCACCUAUUUAUUAUAAGCGAAUCUAUUUAACAUUUAAAAUGAAAUGAAAUACAAAACAUUCGUAUACGUAUGUCUUAAUAUCUCAUUCUUCCAAGAAGAUUUUUAAAGUGACUAUUUAUCAAUUAAUUAUUAUUGUAUACUUGGAUAAAAAUGAGUUGAUGAAAAAUGUAUACGCAUAGCUAAAUAAUCGAGGCAAAGCUCUUUUUGUGUUGACGAAAAUGAUUUUUAAUUUAAUAUUUUGUUGUAUUUGAAUGCAAAGAAAAGCUCAAAUAAAUAUAUGUUAUAAAUUGUU
This is a messenger RNA of Onthophagus taurus, 5236 nucleotides long. RefSeq names its product zinc finger domain-containing protein tiptop (gene tio). Gene Ontology annotation, biological process: regulation of transcription by RNA polymerase II. The record is from RefSeq and is a predicted model, not a curated record. Gene Ontology annotation, molecular function: DNA-binding transcription factor activity, RNA polymerase II-specific; DNA binding. Gene Ontology annotation, cellular component: nucleus. Lineage: Eukaryota; Metazoa; Arthropoda; Insecta; Coleoptera; Scarabaeidae.